GACAGCUGUUGGACCGCGAGCUGAGAUGACUCAUCUGUGGCUCAGUGCAGCUUCAAUAAAACAACAACAGAACUAGAAAAAGCAAGACGUCAACAUCCUGAAGGACACAGAGCUCAACAGACAGCAGAUGUGAAGAUGGCAUUAGCCAGCGGUCACUGGCUGGAGAAGGAGAUGAGGGGAGAGGCCCCGAGUCCCAGGCAGGGCCACGCGUUAGCUGUGGCAGGAAACGUCGCCUUUCUGUUCGGAGGAUCCUCCAGCAUGAGUCAGGAGGAGGACAUCAUUGUUUACUUCAAUGACUUCUACAUGCUAACAGUUUCUCCUGAUGAUGUCAUGUGGGAGGAGAUUCCUCAGAGCGGAGACGUUCCCUCAGCCAGAGAAGGACACACUCUUUGUGUUGUGAAAGGGAAGCUGUAUCUGUUUGGAGGAGCGUCCAGCCCUGACGCCACUGAGUGUCUCCCAGGAGUCUACAGCUUUGAUAUAGUGUCUCUGACCUGGGAGGGCCUAGCAGUCGGAGGUGUGGCCCUCAGGACCCUCAGCCACAGCUCUGUUGCCGUAGGAGACAACAUCUACGUGUACGGAGGCAGUCUGGGAGGGAAUCCAUCUGAUGAUCUCUUGGUCUUCAACACAGUGUCUCUCACCUGGACACCGGUAAAAACCAGCGGCUCUCUGCCUCCUGCGCUGUUUGGUCAGAGUUUUGCUCUGGUCGGAGAUCAGGUGUUCAUGUUUGGAGGAUGUGAGGCAGGUGGAGACUUCUGUAAAGACUUGCAUGUCCUCAACACAGAGAGCUUGGUUUGGCAGAAAUGGGAGGUGAAGGGAGAAUCACCUGCAGCCUGCAGCGGACAAACACUGACUGCACACCAUGAUAAAGAUAUCUACCUGUUUGGGGGCAAAAGCACGAAUGAGGACGGCACGGUGACGUCAUCCAAUGAAAUCCAUAAACUCAGCAUCUCUAAGAUGAAGUGGAAGGUUCCUCUGUACGUCGGGAUUCCUCCGGCUCGACGACACGGACACACCGCCUUCAUCCUCCACAGCCACCUGUACGUGUUCGGAGGAAAGAAUGAAGAGCAGGAGUUUAAUGACCUGAAGGUGAUGAAACUCAUCAACCCCUCAGAGAGACAACCAGUGAUGAAGGAGAUUUUGUCGGAGUUUGGUCUGCAGGGAGUCAGCCACAGCUUCACUCCCACAAAGGUUCCCAAUGUUCGCUACGAGCUGAGCGACUCGGCUGCGUUCAGCCAGCCCAGGGGCCCCGCAGCUAAUGCUCAGGUGUUUGUCCACAGAGACUUCAGUGCAGUGCGAGAUCAGGCCAUGAAAAUGAUCCAGACAGCUUUCGCUCUGCUCGACCAGGAGUUCCUCAAACUGGACCGAGAGAAGUCAGAGUUGUCUCAAGCUGCUGCUGCUCUGCAAAGAGACAAAGAAGCUCAUGAAGCCUGCAGACAACAACAGCAGCAGGAGCUGCAGGAGAUGCUGGACCGACAUCGCUCUCAAAAUGAGGCGUGGCUCCGAGCGAGAGCCGAGGAGAACGACCGAGAGAGGAGGGAGCUCUGCAGGCUCAGAGAGGAGGUGCUGCAGGAGCAGGAGCGGCUGAAGGAGGAGCAGAGCAGCAUCCAGAAACGCAGCGAACAUCUUCUGUCCAUCAUGCAGCAGUUCAAAGGAAUGUGAGAUAGAAGGAUAGAUGGAUGGAGACGGACAUGAUCUUCUUGUUUUUCAUCUUUGUUCCACUUUGAACGUUACGUGUUAUGUUGUGUUCACACUGGGCGCGAAUAAAGGUUAAGUCAAUGUAACACGUGAUUAGACAUGAAUUCCCACCAGGCGGCGUAAUGGACACGAUGGACACGAAAUAUGUGAAUUAAGUGGCUGAAAUAAAGCAGGUAGCUCGAUUUCGCUCCAUAUGCUGGAAAAAUCUGAACUCCAGCUACCAAAUCACAACACAAUAGCCAAUCAGCAUUGAGAGUCUCUGGGGACAUAUGACGCCGAGGACGUACUGGUGGAAGUCCAUUGAUUGAUUUAGGGAUUUCAAACACGUAUGACCCGAGUUAUUCGUGCGUAUGAAGCGAGUCAACACAAAAUUGCCUCGCAUUUGGUGUGAACACAACAUUUAACUUUCUUACAACAAAAAUAUGUUGCAAAAAAGAAUGUGAAAAGUUUGCGUCUCGUAUUGUUGAGAGCACAACAGCUGAUUGUAGCGUUGUCAUAGCUGAGCAUCAUUUGACUCUUAAUUUAAAUGUGAGAAUUUCAUA
This is a messenger RNA of Epinephelus moara (kelp grouper), 2237 nucleotides long. RefSeq names its product rab9 effector protein with kelch motifs. Gene Ontology annotation, molecular function: protein binding. The record is from RefSeq and is a predicted model, not a curated record. The transcript is spliced from 19 exons. The coding region runs from base 136 to 1659 and encodes 507 amino acids. NCBI's taxonomy places the organism in Eukaryota, Metazoa, Chordata, Actinopteri, Perciformes, Serranidae.